AUGGCACAAUCUUGUCGUUUUCUCGUUCUUACAUUGUUGGUAUCGUUUGGUGCAUUAAAUUGUGCAUCGUGUUUGAAUCUCACAUACCCAGACUUUUCUGAAGAAUAUAAAGGAGAUUUCAAAGACAAAGGAAACUCGGCCAUAGUGAAGGAGGCUCUUCAAGUAACAUAUGAUCUUAAUGAUGACACACUACUCACCGAUCUAUCAGGAAGAAUCUUGUACAAAAAUCCUGUUAGGCUGUGGAAGAAAAAACAAGUGGCGUCUUUUAACUCAACGUUUGUAUUCAACGUAUCGCCUGUGAAAAAUCGGGUUGGUGCCCCUGGUGACGGGCUAGCUUUCAUCUUGACGGAAGAAAUGGAGGUCCCUCAUAAUAGCAUGGGUCAAUGGCUAGGGAUAGUGAAUGUUAGUACCAAUGGAUCCUCUCAUAGAAGCAUUGUUGCAAUAGAGUUUGACACCAAAAAGAGCUUCCCGGAUGAUCUUGAUAAUAACCAUGUUGGUUUGAACAUCAACAGCAUAAAUUCGAGAAAUAAAGCCUCGUUGAACAGUACAGGCAUCACUAUUGCGAGUGAGAGAAAUCUCACUGCGAUGAUCUUAUAUGAUGGUGUGAAAAAAACGAUGAAUAUAUCUGUUUUUAAAGGGCACUUUGUGUUGGCAGAUCCUCCAGUUUUGUCGAUUUCUGAUAUCGAUCUUAGCAAGUAUCUUGUGGGAAAGGUAUAUGUCGGGUUUUCUGCUUCAACCGGAGCAGUAUCAGUUGAACGUAAUUGUGUUCUAGAAUGGUACUUUUCCAUCGAUGACAUAGGUGAAGAUCCGAAGAUUCCAAUAUGGGGUUGGAUCAUAAUUUCAGUGAGCAUUGUGUUCGCCUUAUGUGGAGUACUUGGUGGGUGGUUGUUCUUCUGCUACAAAAGAAAACCUAAGCUUGAUGGUCAUGAUUUACCGAUCAUUUCUGGAGUGGGUCCUAAGAAGUUCAAGCUCAAAGAUCUAAAGGGUGCAACCGGGAAUUUCAGUGAGAAUCGUGAACUUGGGCGAGGAGCGUUUGGGAUAGUAUACAAAGGGACGGUGGAAGGACGGUUAGUGGCGGUUAAGAGAAUUAAAAACACCCCAAAAGGUCUACAGAAUUUGGUUGCUGAAGUCACCACCAUUGGAAGUCUUCAUCAUAAGAAUCUUGUGGAGUUGAUUGGGUGGUGUUAUGAGGACCGAGAACUCCUUUUGGUGUACGAGUAUAUGCACAAUCGAAGCUUAGACACGCUCCUCUAUGGCGAGGAUGGGAAGUUAAGUGAGGCGAAACCGACACAAGAUACAACACUAAGUUGGAAGAAGCGAUACAAUGUUAUCUGUGGUGUUGCUCAAGCUUUGGAUUAUCUUCAUAAUGAGUGCUUAAAAAGAGUACUACACAGGGACAUCAAAGCGAGCAACAUAUUGUUGGAUUCCGACUUCAAUGCUAGACUCGGUGAUUUUGGACUAGCUCGGAUGUUCAAGCGUGAGAAGACUCAUUAUUCCACAAAAGAAAUUGCGGGGACACCAGGGUACAUGGCUCCUGAGCUAUUCCUAACGGGAAAAGCUACCACAGAAACGGAUGUUUUUGCCUUUGGUGUUCUUGCACUAGUGGUGGCCUCAGGGAGAAAACCCGGAAGUCAAAAUGAGGACGAUGAGAGUAUCCAAAACAUCAUAGAUUGGGUGUGGCAACAUUACUCGAUGGGGACGAUUAGUAAUGCCAUUGACCCUAAAUUGAAGGGAAAUUGUGACGAGAGGCAGGCAAAAUGCAUGCUUUUAUUGGGUUUGGCUUGUUGUAAUCCAAACCCAAACUUAAGGCCAUCAAUGGGUUAUGUUAUGCAGGUUCUAAUAGGGGAAGCAAGUUUACCACAAGUCCCAUUCGAGAAACCUGCCUUUGUGUGGCCAGCGCCUUCUCCUUCGUUCACCCAUGAGGAUUCGUCUAGCGGAGGAGUGCUCAGUAUUAUAACUACCCUGGAUGGAAGGUGA
Messenger RNA from Amaranthus tricolor (Joseph's coat), 1977 nucleotides. RefSeq names its product probable L-type lectin-domain containing receptor kinase S.5. Bases 1 to 1977 code for a protein of 658 amino acids. The transcript has a single exon. The record is from RefSeq and is a predicted model, not a curated record. Gene Ontology annotation, cellular component: plasma membrane. Gene Ontology annotation, biological process: protein phosphorylation. Gene Ontology annotation, molecular function: ATP binding; carbohydrate binding; protein kinase activity. Lineage: Eukaryota; Viridiplantae; Streptophyta; Magnoliopsida; Caryophyllales; Amaranthaceae.